Messenger RNA from Uloborus diversus, 1617 nucleotides. RefSeq lists its product as uncharacterized. The transcript has a single exon. Gene Ontology annotation, molecular function: nucleic acid binding. Lineage: Eukaryota; Metazoa; Arthropoda; Arachnida; Araneae; Uloboridae. Bases 1 to 1617 code for a protein of 538 amino acids. Gene Ontology annotation, biological process: DNA integration. The record is from RefSeq and is a predicted model, not a curated record.
AUGAACAAAUCAGAUUGGAUGCAUCGCUACUUUUCAGACUAUAAACAGAUAGUUCGUUUAGUGGCAUGGAUUCUUCGCUUCAAACAUAAUUGUUCAGUUAAACAAAAUUUAAGAUUGUGUGGAGAGUUGAAUUCUCACGAAUUUAUCGAAGCUGAAACGAGAAUUGUAAAAGUAGUACAAGAAGAAUCAUUUUGUGAAGAAGAUAGAAAGAUACGCAAUCUCGAAACAUUUAAAGAUAGUAAAGGUGUCAUACGUGUUAGAACAAGGAUUUUGUACCGAGAUGACACAGACGAUUUUCUUAUGCCAGUACUACUUCCAUCAGAACACGAAGUCACAAAAAGACUUAUUUUGUAUGAACACAAAAGCAACUGUCAUGCUGGUACACAGGUUCUUUUGAAUAUAUUGAGAGAGAAAUAUUGGGUCCUAAAUGGUAGGAAAACUAUUAGGAAAAUUUUAUCGAAAUGCGUUACUUGUUUAAGACACAAGGCAAAGUGUCUUCAGUCAGACCCGACACCUCUUCCAGCCGAUAGAACAAAAGAUGCAGCCGUUUUUCAGAUCACGGGAAUAGACAUGGCAGGUCCAGUUUUUAUAAAAGAAAAGCAGAAAAUCUGGAUAAUAAUAUUUACAUGCGCAGUCUAUAGAGCGGUGCAUUUAGAAUUGGUGAAUUUUGCAUCUACUGAGAGUUUUCUGAUGGCCUUUAAGAGAUUUAUGUCUCGACGUGGUAGAGUGUCUGUGGUAUAUUGCGACAACGGCCCAAAUUUCGUCGGUGCGGCUAAUGCACUAAAGCUUAUUGAUUGGAACCAAGUCCUAAAGUCUGGAGCCGUGCAGACUAUUGUAUGGAAGUUUAAUCCCCCUGCUGCCCCAUGGUGGGGCGGUUGGUGGGAGAGGCUCAUUAGAAUUGUUAAAGAUCUUUUAAAGAGAGUCUUAGGAAAAGCAUAUUUGACAUAUGAAGAAAUGUCAACAAUAUUAACCGACUGUGAAAGGAUCGUUAACGCGCGACCAAUGACUUAUGUUUCUGAAGGUGAUAGUUUAAGACCUCUAUCCCCAGCAAUGUUUUUGCAUGACAUUAAAGAGACUAGUUUACCAGAUAUAGAAGUUUUAGACCAGAAAUCACUGAGUAGAAGAGUGAAGUACAGACAAAGAAUUUUAAAUGAUCUAAAGAAAAGAUUCAGAUCAGAAUAUCUCGGACAGCUUGUACAGAAACCUAAAAUCAAAAAUCUACGUUCCCUUCGAAUCGGGGAAAUAGUACUGAUCGGAAGCGAUAAUGCUAAACGUGUUGAUUGGCCUUUAGGAAAAAUUACCGAAAUUAUCCCUGGCAAAGACAACAAAUCUCGACUUGUAAGGGUGAAAACCGAACGUUCAACAUUUCUUAGACCCAUUCAACGAAUAUUUCCGUUGGAAAUACCGUCAAUAGAUGACUUGCCUGUUGACGAGAUUGCUGCUGCAGAUAAACCAUCACGAUCAGCAGGAAUCAAAAGUUCAACCUUAGUUCCUGAGAGGGAAGUCAAGACUGUGAAUCGAAGACUUACGCUACAAGAAGUGGUAGAGUUGUUCGAAAACUUCAAAAAUUGGACUUAUAGACAUACAUUAAGAACUUUAAAGUUAAUAACAAUUUAA